Molecule: messenger RNA, 699 nt
Organism: Closterium sp. Naga37s-1
Lineage: Eukaryota; Viridiplantae; Streptophyta; Zygnematophyceae; Desmidiales; Closteriaceae
Source: the annotation of a GenBank genome assembly
AUCGUCCCUUUCGUAAUGGAAGGGGAAGGGGUCCCCAUCAGGCGAUCGGCUCUGGUUGGGGUUCUCAAAUGGCUCGAGAGCUGCGUGCGCGCCCCCUUCCACACCGAAGCCUCACUGACCGAGCUGGAUGGGCGGACUAGAAGGCACUGGGCGGGAUCCUGGCCACAUACGACGGUGCCAUGCGUGCUGCAUGCCUACGUCCAUUUCCUGCCAAGGCACACGGCCUUCUCGUGCGUGGAGUACGAGAUGGCAGCAGGGCAGCUUGCGCACGGGAGGCUUCUCAUGCUGUUGGAGGCAGAGCAAGAUGUGCCGGAGGUGGUCCAGGAGGUGGAGGUGACUAGGCACUACGGGGAGCGCGCGCACUACGGGGAGCGUGCGCUCUACGGGGAGCGUGCGCACUACGGGGAGCGCACGCACUACGAGGAGCGCACGCACCACGGGGAGCGCACGCACUACGGGGAGCGUGCGCACUACGGGGAGCACGCGCACUACGGGGAGUGCACGCGCUACCGGGAGUGCGCGCACCAUGGGGAGCGCACGCACUACGGGGAGCGCACGGACUACCAGGAGCGCACGCACCACGGGGAGCGCACGGACUACGGGGAGCGCACGCACCACGGGGAGCGCACGCACUACGCGCGGGCUGUGGACACUGUUAAAGAGGAAUCUUAUACCGAGGAUCACAACCCCAAGGUUUGA